GAGAGUUCCAGAGAAAUGUUCCUCCCAAUCGCCACCCUUCUAGCCCUACUGGCCUCCUCAUAUGGGGCUGCGCUGCCCUCGGGCCUGGAGCCACAGGCCCCGCUCAGCGGCAGGAUCGUGGGCGGAACGAAGACCACCAUUGCAGACCAUCCCUGGCAGGUAUCGCUGCAGCGGUCGGGCUCCCACUACUGCGGCGGAUCCAUCCUUAGCAACACCAUCAUCGUGACCGCCGCCCACUGCCUGCUGUCCCCGGUCACGGCCUCCGUCCUCAAGGUGCGAGCCGGCACCAGCUACAAGAACCUGGGCGGGUCCCUCGUCCAGGUGGCCGCCUUCCAGGUGCACGAGGAAUACAACGCCAGCUCGAGGAUGAACGACAUCGGAGUGAUUCGCCUGAAGAACAAGCUCACAUUGAGCUCAACGAUCAAGACCAUCGCGCUGGCCGCCUCCGCGCCCGUCCAUGGAGCAGCGGCGAGCAUCUCCGGCUGGGGAUCGACCUCGUAUUCGGGAUCCAGCUCCUCCCAGCUGCUGUACAUCGACACGCGCAUUGUCGGCCGGGCAGAGUGCGGCAGCUCCACGUACGGAUACGGAGGCACCAUCCGGGAGACCAUGAUUUGUGCGGCAGCAGCCAACAAGGAUGCCUGCCAAGGUGAUUCCGGCGGCCCCUUGGUCUCUGGCGGCGUCCUCGUUGGCGUUGUAUCCUGGGGCCGCCAGUGCGCCCUUGCCAACUAUCCGGGAGUCUUUGCCGAUGUGGCAGCCCUCAGGGAAUGGCUGCUGGCAGCCCAAAAGACAGUAUAGUAGAAUAAAAUCUCUUCUUAAAUGCAA
Molecule: messenger RNA, 822 nt
Organism: Drosophila persimilis
Lineage: Eukaryota; Metazoa; Arthropoda; Insecta; Diptera; Drosophilidae
Gene: Ser8
Product: trypsin alpha-3
Exons: 1
Coding region: 16-795 (259 amino acids)
Biological process (GO): proteolysis
Molecular function (GO): serine-type endopeptidase activity
Source: RefSeq, a predicted model, not a curated record